Messenger RNA from Folsomia candida, 1277 nucleotides. RefSeq lists its product as uncharacterized. NCBI's taxonomy places the organism in Eukaryota, Metazoa, Arthropoda, Collembola, Entomobryomorpha, Isotomidae. Bases 336 to 1262 code for a protein of 308 amino acids. The transcript has 4 exons. The record is from RefSeq and is a predicted model, not a curated record.
AUUGCUGCAAUGAUAUAGUUAAAGAAAUAAAAACUCUUAUUCACAUAAAUCAAUAACAACGGAAUUUAUUACGGCGAUAUCCAGUCGACGGUGGGACGGAAAAUUGAGACAAAUCUCAUACGGCACUGAAUGCGAAUACCAGCUAGGUGGUAGUGGAUACCCACCAAAUCAGUUUUUCUCUCUCUCACUCGCUGAAUAUGGAAUUUUCAUAAUGGAAAUGGCUUUCGUGAGGGCUUUCGCUGUAUUUGCGUGAAAUUCACCCAUUUUUCCGCUAAUUUCAUUCUGCGCAAACUACCGACCUGUACACGGCACUUUAGAAAGCAUUUCUUGACGAAAUGUCUAGUAACAAGCGGAACAGUCCUGGUUCAUCAAAACGGAAGGAUACACCGUCUGAGGAGGGGGAGGAGACUGACGAAAGCGGAUCCGAACAGGAAGAUGAACACGAGUACAACAAACAACAGUUCAAAACAAAGGGCGAAUUUCUCCUCUCUCUACAAAGUGUUACAAAGGAACAGUUUCUGGACAAAGAAUGGUUUGCCCGAAUGAUCGAAAAAGGUCAAGAUCGAAUCAAGAGCCAACUCAAACGAAGACAUAUGACGACCGAAAUGUUUAAAUGGGAAGAUCAGACCUUGAAAUACAAAAAUGGAAAUCGCUGGACAACAUUGGAGCAUGUUAAUACUAAAAGAAUGUAUAACAUCAACAAGUGGGUGGAAAAUAAAAAACAACGCGAAGCAAAAGGUGUACGAAAACACCAAACUUAUAUCUGCAUUACUUUGGAGAAGGACAAGAUUGAGGGAAAGACGACACGAGAAAUCUGGGAUUGGAUACGAGAAGAUAACCCUCCGAGGGGAACGUAUGUUGGCGAAACUUUUUCAGCUGUCAUUGGAGCUAGAGAAGGCAAUUUUAACAGAGGUCAAGCAAGGCCAUCCGCUUUGACAUUGCAUCUGCGUGAUACUGGCGAUAGAUGUUUCCAAGUGGGUGUCAUCAUUACGGAUUCAGAGGAUGAACGGAAGGAUUUGGAGGAGUUUAUCUUACACUACCUCGCUCAACACGAAGAAGAAAAUUGUGAAAUGAAGAUGAUAAACAAGAAGACCGACUUCCGCAUCGACCCCGGUUUACGUGCAGCAGCUCGGAAUCUAGUCCAUGCUGGGAUUCAGCUGACCCGAUUCGAAGAGACAGGAGAUAUUGAUGUUGCCAACAGAUACGAUUUAAAUUAUAUAUGCACCCCUGAAGAUUUCAUCGAGAAGACGAAUCGGUUUUAGAGCUGUUUGCUAUGA